AUGAAGACAAGAGGAACACGGCGUGCAAAACAGUCGAAGUCUCGAGAGUCAGAGCAAAAGAAAGAUGUGACAGCUUUACAGACGACUCGUCAGAGUCAGAGAUUGAGAGAAAAAAAUCAAAGUCGAAACGUAGAAGAGACAAACGAUCACGAUCAAGAAACAAGAAAAAAUCAAGAGUCAAGAAAACGAAAAAACAAAAGCGAAGAAGACAGUCAACCUCCUCGGAAAGCGAUCCAACAACAGAAAGCUCAAUCACCGAAGAAUCCACCUCUCAAGGAUCAGAAAUCACCGAAGAAUCAGAGCUCACUGGAGGAUCAGAUUCAAGCCCUCUACGAAAACGUAGCAAGUGCUCCAGCCUUCUCAGCGAAAGUAGCGGAGUAUCUCCGGAAGAAUAAAAUUCAUAGCACCCAUCGAAGAAUCGUUAAAAAGCGAUUUCCUCGAAGAAGAAUUAUCGUCGACACAAAGUUUAAAAUCUUCAUGGGUGAUCUCAUAGUCUAUAAAGGCUACAAAUUUUCCAAUCGUCACAAUGUCUACAUUCUUCUUAUAAUCGACUGUUUUUCUCGCUUUGUCUGGACACGACCUCUAAAAACUAAAGGAAAAAUUGAUGUUGCAAAUGCUCUCAAUGAUAUAUUUCAAGAUUUACCUGAAUGGCCCAAUUCUCUGAUAACUGACGAAGGCUUAGAGUUCUACAACUCUAAUGUGAAAAAGAUUCUUGAUCGUUAUGGACUCCAUCAUUACAGUAUCAAAACAAAGAUGAAAGCAAGCAUAGCGGAGCGUGCAAUCCAAACCAUAAAGAAAAGACUUCAGCUUUAUAUGAAGACCAACAAAACAAAAAAUUGGAUAGAUGCGCUGCCUCAAAUUAUCAAAGGAUAUAACUCUACACCACACCGCUCGAUUGGAAUGGCGCCUAGCCAAGUGACGCAAGAAAACAGAGCACGGGUCUUCGCUAACCUCUAUCCAGAUAUCGACUUGAAAGUGAAACCAAGGCUCAAAAUUGGAAACGUUGUUCGAAAGAAAAUUAAAAAAGACAUAUUUGAGAAGGGUUAUACGGAAAAUUGGUCUGAAGAGAUUUACGUCGUUGCAGAUAUUCGCCAGCGUGCUGGAAUCGUUUGGUACAAAAUCGCCGACGAAGAAGGCAAACGUCAGCCGGGUAUCAAAUAUUACUUUGAGUUGAAUUAUGUCUGCGAAGAUAUUGAAUCUCUACGGGACAAAAAAAGAGUUGAAAGUGCCUGA
This is a messenger RNA of Oikopleura dioica, 1233 nucleotides long. The record is from the annotation of a GenBank genome assembly. NCBI's taxonomy places the organism in Eukaryota, Metazoa, Chordata, Appendicularia, Copelata, Oikopleuridae.